AGGCGAGCUUUUUGAGACCUCCCCCGGCUGCGAUCGGCUAUUCUCGUCUACUUUCGAGGCGAGCCGCAACGCGUCUCAAACAAGCCUAAUAUCUGAGAGGGGUGUGUACUUUUACUGAUGCAUUGAUGUCAUCGGCCAACAGUAGCAGCCAACAGAUCAGCCACGUGUGCUUAUUAUCACUACCCGAUCCGUACCCUAUCACACAACCUGUGCUUCACCUAUAGGCUGUAUGAAGUGGGUCCUCAAAGACGCCUCUAUCCAACACACUGGACGAUCACCAGCUAAUCUCCUACACCGGUUGUCAUUCAUUUAUCUCACUCUGGGAAUACUUUACGAGACCAUCUUUCGGGUGUGUUUGCCACAGAAGAGAUUGUGGAAUGCUGCUAAACGAGACUCCAAUUUUUGAGCCCUCCCUCCUCCAGGAGCUGGACUGGAGUAGCAACACUGUCCCUUUCUCUCCCCCCAUCUCUCCCUCCAGCCCGGGGGAGGGCCUGGUGCUGAGGCCCCUCUGCACGGCAGACUUCCACAGGGGAUUCUUCAAAGUUUUAUCUCAACUCACCACAACGGGGGACGUCACACCAGAGCAGUUCACGAAAAAGUUUGAUCAUAUGAAGAAGUCAGGAGACUACUACGUCGUUGUGGUGGAGGACACAAACCUGAGACAGAUCGUUGCCACAGCCACCUUGAUCACAGAACAUAAAUUCAUCCACUCCUGUGCUAAGAGAGGCCGGGUGGAGGAAGUAGUAGUCAGUGACGUGUGCAGAGGGAAGCAGCUGGGUAAACUGUUGGUUUCAGCUCUUACUCUUCUCAGCAAAAAACUGGAAUGCUACAAAAUCACACUUGAAUGUUCACCCACCAAUGUGGCUUUCUACCAAAAGUUUGGCUACACCGCAUCGCACGAGACUUACAUGCAGUGUCGAUUUCCCAACUAAGGACAGCAGCAGCUUUAAACCUCCGUUUUUGGAGGGGAUGGACCACACCUUUAUCUACUCGCUGAAACAUCAAAACAAAAUGUCUUAAGAAUUAGGAGAGCUGGCCAUGGAUGAGUCAGUGGUUGUGAUCCUGAACUCAACACUGAGUAAACAUAAAUGGACGUUGAAGCCGUAUGGUACAACAGCAUCCUCCACCCCUUUGGUAACCAUAGCUACCCAUAGCUACCUCACCAGAGUGGAGCUCUGCCAUCAUCUUCCUCCAACAUCCGAAGAAACGAAUGUCAGUUACUCUAAAUGUCUUCUCGUUGUGUUUCUAACAAUAAGUUGUUUUCUGGGAACUUACUAAGAAAAUAAUGAUCUUUAUGACUUAUCCAAUUGCCAGUAAAUACAAUUGCUUAGGAUUUAUAGAUGACAUUUAAGUUGUUACUUUUUAUAAUAUGUUCUUUGGUACAAAGUGCUCUAUAUGCUUGACAGUACUGUUGCUGGAUAACUAAUGAAGGUUUUAACACUACAAGACAUGAAUCAGUAAUAUCAAGACUGUUAGUGUAAUGUAUAAUAUUUCUAGUGAAAAAAAAGGUUUAUAUUUUGUGCAUCAGUGGUGAGGAAUUAACAUUUUGUAUUUGGCCGACAUUUGAAUUUUGAUCCCAGGUGUGAUAGGAACAUGUGAAAGAAACAUUUUGUGAUGAGAAAUGGAUAAAAAAUGAUUUUUAUUAAUGGACUAUUAUUUAAGUUGUAUAAUUAUGCUGUUAUUCUGGAGUACAGUAAAGUUAAAGUAAUUUAUUUUCCAAAUAUGAAAUAAUCACAUAAAAUAUUCUAUGAUCUGUGUUUGUUUUCCUAUUUUUCUACUAAUUCAAAUGUACACACAUUUGUUUUAUAUGAAUGUCUUCUUAUAGUUGUGGCAAAGUAUUUCAAUCUAUAUAUCAAAUGGAUCUCUAAGCCUUGCAAAGAAUUUAGAAAUAAAAAGCAACUCGACCAUG
Molecule: messenger RNA, 1909 nt
Organism: Gymnodraco acuticeps
Lineage: Eukaryota; Metazoa; Chordata; Actinopteri; Perciformes; Bathydraconidae
Gene: gnpnat1
Product: glucosamine-phosphate N-acetyltransferase 1
Exons: 7
Coding region: 378-932 (184 amino acids)
Biological process (GO): UDP-N-acetylglucosamine biosynthetic process
Cellular component (GO): Golgi apparatus; endoplasmic reticulum-Golgi intermediate compartment; endoplasmic reticulum
Molecular function (GO): glucosamine 6-phosphate N-acetyltransferase activity; monosaccharide binding
Source: RefSeq, a predicted model, not a curated record